Molecule: messenger RNA, 3927 nt
Organism: Monomorium pharaonis (pharaoh ant)
Lineage: Eukaryota; Metazoa; Arthropoda; Insecta; Hymenoptera; Formicidae
Product: dipeptidase 1
Exons: 8
Coding region: 651-1934 (427 amino acids)
Biological process (GO): proteolysis
Molecular function (GO): metallodipeptidase activity
Source: RefSeq, a predicted model, not a curated record
AGCUUGCGAGCUUUCUAGCAGCAGCCAGUCGCCGGCUGCCGGGCCACGACCUCGCAUCAACCCGGCUGCUCGUUCGAUACUGCGCGCGAAAGAGCUUUCACCCACGUUUCUUCAAUAUAGUCUCUCGAAUUUACAUCCGAGCUUUUGACAGACCAUUGUCUUCUACUACAAUCUUUGUCUAUUCGUGAAAAUGUCACGAAAAGGGACAAGCAAAGUUCUGAAAACUGUGUAAAAAUUAUUAACCGUCCACAAGCUUUCUUACGCAGUGUUAAGUUAUCGCAAGCUUCUGCAGUCAUAUUCAUUAUAAUAACUGUUCGAUUGACUCGUUUGACUUUUUUAUUAAUUUAUUUGCAACGAUUAUAUUCCAUAUAUCCGUGAAAGUAAAAAUUUCUGUAGUGCGCGGACUUUGCCGGAAAUCAGGUGUAAGCUUCAAGCGCGGAAUUCGGACGUGUAAGAAUUUGUGUCAGGGAUUGUGGUAUCGAAGGUUGAAGGUCGAGGUCGGGUGUGAGAAUUACGUCGUACGAAACAAGUGACGCCCAUCGGUUGUUUUUCCGAGGAACAGCGGAGUAUGGCGGAUGGGUGACAGACGCGGGUCCACUGCAGGCUGAAGACGUUUUUCAGCAUUGUUGGGACCAUGUGAGGCUUCGACCAUGAGGAGUGGCGGCCAGAGUGGUGUAUGGACGGUAAGCGUGAUUAUACUGUCGAUUGGCACCUGGGUGGGUAGAGUCGGGCCACGUCCAGCGGAUGGGGAGCUUGCGCUCCUGACGUCGCCGCGUGAGCGAUUGGAAACCGUUCGACAGGUUCUUUCUGAGGUGCCUUUGAUCGACGGCCACAAUGACCUACCGUGGAACAUCCGCAAUUUCCUCCAUAACCAGUUGGCGGAAUUCGAUUUUGACAGAGAUCUGCGUCAAGUCGCGCCCUGGAGCAAGAGCGCUUGGAGUCAGACCGAUCUCGUUAGACUGCGGCAAGGCAUGGUCGGCGGCCAGUUUUGGGCCGCUUACGUGCCGUGCGAAUCUCAACAUCUUAACGCGGUCCAGCUGACUCUGGAACAGGUAGAUCUCAUUAAGAGGCUCAUAGAAAAAUAUUCCCAGCACAUGCAGUUCGCUGCAUCGUCAAGGGAAAUUUUGGAAGCUCACGGGAGAGGCAGAAUAGCUUCCCUGAUUGGAGUGGAGGGUGGGCAUAGUCUAGGAAGUAGUUUAGCCGUUUUAAGAACACUUUACCAACUGGGUGUACGGUAUCUUACACUGACACACACCUGCAACACACCAUGGGCGAAAAGUUCGUCAGUGGAAGACGACGAUGAAGAUGGUGGAGGCCUGACAACAUUCGGCGAAACAGUAGUUAAAGAAAUGAAUAGGCUUGGAAUGCUCAUAGAUCUCAGCCAUACUGCAAGGGCAACAAUGAGGGAUGCUCUAAGAGUUAGCAAAGCGCCACUCAUUUUUUCACACUCUUCUGCAUUCGCUAUUUGUAAUUCCUCUAGAAAUGUGCCCGACGACAUUCUUAAGCAACUUGCUGAUAACGGCGGACUGGUAAUGGUCACGUUUUACAAUUAUUUCGUGAAAUGUGGACCUCAAGCCAGCGUCUCGGACGUGGCCGAGCACAUAUACUACAUUAGAAACCUGAUUGGCGUGGACCAUAUCGGAGUCGGCGGAGAUUUCGAUGGCAUUAACAAAACUCCUCGUGGUCUCGAAGAUGUCUCGAAGUAUCCCGAACUAUUCGCUGAACUUCUCCGGAGUGGCAAGUGGAACGUGCUCGACCUAAAGAAAGUCGCCGGCUUGAAUUUACUGCGGGUCCUCGCACAGGUAGAGCGUGUAAGGGAUGAACUGAGGACGGCUGGGAUUACGCCGCUCGAAGAAUAUCUACCGGACUCGGCGGACACGAUCGGCAACUGUGCUCUGGAUAUUAACUCCGUGCAAAGGGUCACGGAAGUCUGAUCGAUCGACCGUACGCACUGCCCGACGACACGAGAAUUAAUCUUAUACCGGCAUGACCGUUUCGCGCGGAUGGGCAUGGCCGGAAGACAAUUGGUCACGUCGAAAGCGCAAAUUCAAAGCGAAAAUUCGAUUAUCUCGUUCACUACGACCUGUACACUCGCGAAAGUUCUUCGAACCUCGUGCGAAAGCUCAAUUGAACGUCGACAUUUACAAAGGCUCAAAAUAAACCUACCUCGAUACCUAUUUCACAAAGGCGACGAGCAGCGAAUAUCGAUUAUACUUUAUUUAAAGGAGGGUACAUUCCCGCGUUAUAUUAAAAAGUGAGUCGGAAGUUGUGUGUUGUCUAUAAAUAAUUUUAAAAAUGUUAAGUCUCAAGUGUUCAACGUAAAUUCAACGCGGUAAACUUUUGUACUUACAAAAAUCAAAUGUUAAUAAUUAAGGAAAAUCUAUAAAAAAAAUAUUUUUUUUAUAAUACCGAACUUGAAUCAUGUUCUUUUGACAUACAGUGACUCUAUUUGUAAGAAUUAGAUUUAUAAAUUGUAAUACAAUUAGUUGCGGAAUGAUCUGUUCGUCGCCAUUAAUUAUCCGUAAAACAGACUUUUCUACUUGAUAAAAUUCUAGCAAAUCGUUAACAGGCCGGUCAUUACUUUAAGAUCUAUACUAUCUUGCUGCAAGCAUCUUCACGAACAUGUAAAUAUCUAAAUGAUAAGCGAUGCGCCAUCCAAUAUUCGUGUGAAGAUCAAACGUUAUUUCGCCGAUGUACGAGACUGUUUCUAAACUUCGAUGUCUUCCUCUCUUGGAAACGAUCGUAAUAUGUGUGUGAAACUGUGAACCCCGGCUGUAUACCUUUGAACGUCUUCCUUUCCCUCAUUGCACCGACGAAAACACGUAUUCCACAAAGCGAAUGUCUGUAAAAGGAAAAAUUGAUGUCGUGUUCCUACGAGCAGCAUACAUGACACUCACAUUAUUAACAAAAUUUAAAAAUCUCUCCCUUGCAUUUGCAGUUUUUUAAAAUUAUUAUAACUUAUAGUUGGAAGCCUAAUUUUGUUCAAUUGAUCACAUUAUCAUGUUAAAAGAUUUAUAUUUUUAUAUGGAAAGAAUUAAAGUGUAUUGUUUCCUUAUAGUUUAUGUUUAGAAACGCAUUUAUAUUAAUUUUUAUCUCUAAACCGCGUAUGUGUACAGUGUACGUUUUCUAUAAAUCUGUUUUAUAUCUCGGGAAUGAUUUAAAAUAUGCGUGUCUAAUUAAUGAAUAUAAUAUUAGUACAUUAACAUUAUCUUUUUAACAGUUGUUUAAAAAUUAUAAAUUUACUAACAGUUUUUAAAUUGCGGUAAUUCCAAAUGGUUGAAAUUAUGUGUCAAUAAACGAAUCUAUCUUCAAACUUUCUAGUGUCAAAACUCAGACUUACACAUAUCAAAGUGAAAUGUUAAAAUUAUUCAUAUUUGAUGUUUUAUACAGCAAAAACCAUUCUAGUUUUGCACAAAUUUCUCACGAUAAAGCCCGGAGUUAUAGAGCUUAUCAGAAUAUCAGAGUAACAUAUAAUCUGAAGAUGUUGCUCGCAGUGACAGGUAUCGAUGACGAUAUAGUUGAUAUGGACGUACGUGUUUUUCGACGCAUUAUAUGCUGGGCUGCAAUCUAUCGUUAAAACGCAACCGGCAGUCUCCUUGAUCAAAGCAUCAUCUAAAGUCUAAAGACGGGACAUUUGAAAUUGCCUGGAAUAACAGAUCAAUUAAUCGGACGAAAUCGCUUUUGCGUCAGUUUGUUCCUGGUAAUUUUCACAUAUCGCCGUCCACCUAUCUGUGUCUCGUGUGCACUUAUUAUAUAAUUCGCGCAGAAUGAAACCCACGAUCAGAACUGAGAAACAACUCGCAUAAGCAAUCAGUUUGCGCGGAUUAUUCCUUACUCCGUCGUUUGGAGUAGGCAAUAAAUUCUAGGAUAUCAAAAGUUUCGUUGUAUCUCUCGAACGAAUUCUAUAAAUAAAUGUUUCUAUUGUAA